This is a messenger RNA of Ananas comosus (pineapple), 1369 nucleotides long. RefSeq names its product interactor of constitutive active ROPs 4-like. NCBI's taxonomy places the organism in Eukaryota, Viridiplantae, Streptophyta, Magnoliopsida, Poales, Bromeliaceae. The coding region runs from base 209 to 1369 and encodes 386 amino acids. The record is from RefSeq and is a predicted model, not a curated record. The transcript is spliced from 4 exons.
UACCCACCAUUUGUCCUCUCUCUCUCUCUCUCUCUCUCUCUCUCUCUCUAUUAAGGAGCAACAACAUUCUCUUUGGAGAAGAAGCUAUACCAAAGCUUGUUGAGGUUCUACAUAGUUUAAAGCCCAUUUUGAGGAUACGGCGAGUCUGCAACAACACUGCAUCAAAAGCGAAGGAUUCGUUGGAGAGUUGAGCUCCCUUCACAAUACAAUGCCGCGAUCCAGGGGCUCUGAGUUGCCGCAGCAGAGGGCGUCGCCGCGGGCGCCGCUCCACCUGAAAACCACCGCGUGCUCCGACGCCAACGGCAGCGUCCACCACCGCCCAGGUGCGGCGUCGAGUCCCAAGCUCGACGACCGCCGCUCCCCUCGCAGCGCCUUUCACGAGAAGAAGCGCGGAACUCAAGUGGCGGAUUUGGAGACGAAGCUGAAGAAGGCACAGGAGGAGCUGAAGAAGCUGCGGGAGCAGCUGGCAUCUGCCGAGUCGGCGAAGACCGACGCGCAGGCCGCCCUCGAGGAGGCCAAGAAGCGCGUCGCCCCGCAGUCGCCGCUGCCGCCACCGUCGGCCCCCAACCCCGUCGUCGCUUACGAGAACACGAAUUCGGCAUUGCAAUUGGGGACCGAUGAGGCGGAGGAGGUCGGCGACGCACCGCCGUCCCCUGCCACCGACGUUUUCGAGGUCGUCGAGGUCGCCGCCGUCCCCGCGGAGUCGGACAACAAGGAGAAUGUAUGCGUCGGCACCGAAGACGGAGACGAUCAAGAGGUAGAGUUGGGAGAAGAGGCCGAGAAGACGAUGAUGAUCGUCGAGAAGAACGAAUGCGCAGAGAAGAAGAAGAGAGACGACGGCUAUGCUGCGGAGGCGGCGGAGCUCCGCGAGAGGGUGGCGGAGAAGGAGAAGGAGAUCGAAGCCGCGGCGGCGGAGAACGCGGAGCUCAAGAAGGCGGCGGAGGCGGCGGGGGCGAGGAUUAGGAGGAUGGAGGAGGAGUUGCGGGACAGCAGGGAGAGGGUGGGGAGGUUCGUGGAGGAGGUGGAGGCGGCGGAGGGGGCGAAGGAGGCGGCGGAGGCGGAGGUGCGGCGGCUGAAGGUGCAGGCGGAGCAGUGGCGGAAGGCGGCGGAGGCGGCCGCCGCGAUGCUGGCGGCCGCGGACGAAGGCGCGGUCGGGCGGUGCGGGUCGAUGGACAAGCAUCUUGUGGCAGGCGGGAGCGGGUACGGAUGGGGAUCACCAGCGGUGGCGAUCGGGGAGGAGGCAGAGGAGGAAGGGGGGGCGGCGGCGGCGGCGGGCGCGGGGAAGUGGCGGGGGGGGGGGNCGGGGGGCGGGGAUGAGGAUGCUGGGGGAGCUGUGGAGGAAGAAGGGGCAGAAGUAGUUGAGUAUUAA